CCCGAGACCACCAAAUGAUUUUUUCACAGGUGCAUGAAUAUCAAACACUUCUUUCUUCCUCUAUAAAUACAGAGUUAAGUAUUCCUCAAAGCCAUAGCUAAAAGACCAGAGCCUUCUUCUUUCUCAACUCAACUUGUUAUAUCCCCCAAAACUCCAUUUCCAUGGCUCCAGUUCCUCUCUCCCCUGUCAAUGUCGGGCACAUCGACGAUGUCCAAGAACUGAGGAAGGCCAAACCCACAAAAAUUCCCGAAAGAUUCGUUCGGGACGAGACUGAAAGGCCUUCACUUUCCAAAACCAAUCUUUCUUCAGCUUAUGAAACCAUACCUGUUGUUGACUUAUCAAAACUUGUCAAGGGUAGCCAAGAUGAAUUCCAAAAAGAAAUUUCAAAGCUUGCAGUCUCUUGUGAAGAAUGGGGAUUCUUUCAGGUGAUAAACCAUGGGAUUGAUCUGGAUUUGCUUGAGAGCAUAGAAAAAGUGGGGAAAGAAUUUUUCAUGCUGCCUUUGGAGGAGAAACAGAAGUAUCCAAUGGCUCCGGGCACGGUUCAGGGAUACGGACAGGCUUUCGUUUUCUCAGAGGACCAGAAGUUGGAUUGGUGCAACAUGUUUGCCCUUGGAGUUGAGCCCCACUUUAUAAGAGUCCCAAAGCUUUGGCCAACCAAGCCUCACAAGUUUAGUGAAACUGUAGAGGAAUACUCAAGGGAAGUAAGAAGACUAUGCCAAAAGUUGCUUAGUUUUAUAGCAAUGAGCCUUGGUCUAAAUAAGGACACUUUUGAGGAAAUGUUUGGGGUAGCUGUCCAAGCUGUGAGGAUGAACUACUACCCACCAUGCCCUAGGCCUGACCUGGUUUUGGGACUAAGUCCCCAUUCAGAUGGGAGUGCCCUAACAGUGUUGCAGCAAGGAAAAGGCAGCUCAGUGGGCCUCCAAAUACUCAAAGACAACACAUGGGUCCCAGUUCAGCCUCUUCCAAAUGCUCUUGUAAUCAACGUUGGUGAUACCAUAGAAGUCUUGACCAAUGGGAGGUACCAGAGCGUGGAGCACAGAGCAGUGACAGACAAGGAAAAAGACAGACUCUCAAUUGUCACAUUCUAUGCACCAAGCUAUGACAUAGAGCUUGGCCCAAUUCCACAACUGGUGAAUGGGAACCUCCCUUGCAAGUACAAAAGGUAUAGCCAUGGGGAGUACAGCAAGCACUAUGUGACAAACAAGCUUCAAGGCAAGAAAACCCUGGAAUUUGCCAAGAUCAAUCAAACCCAAAACUCUUCAUGAAGGGAGCUCAAAAAGUCUCUAAAUUUGGGACCCACUUUGGAUUUGUAUAAUAUAUUGGUUAUAAAGUGUUAGUCCUUUGGGUAAUCAAGUAGAUCAUAUUGAGCCAAGUUGGGCUCAUAUAACAUUAGAUGGUGCUAUUUAUGGACCGGGUAUCAUCUUGUUCUCGAAAUUUCUGUUCCUGGUGUAUUUUCAACGGCACGAUGUCGUGAAGGUCUUGAGUUACAUAAAUAUAGACUCACUGAAAUUGGGGGACAUAAACUUGAAAACACAGGAUUCUGUCCCAAUGUAAUCGAUUAAUGGAAUCGUGUGGGUCUUGUGCAUAUGCUUUGGUCAUCAAAAGUGUUUUGAGAUUUAAGGACUCUAUUAAGUUUUGAAGUACCAAAGCA
Messenger RNA from Rhododendron vialii, 1651 nucleotides. RefSeq names its product protein SRG1. The transcript is spliced from 4 exons. The record is from RefSeq and is a predicted model, not a curated record. Lineage: Eukaryota; Viridiplantae; Streptophyta; Magnoliopsida; Ericales; Ericaceae. The coding region runs from base 162 to 1265 and encodes 367 amino acids.